UCAGUGUCCGGUUUAGGUGAAUAGAGUAGAUCUGGCAACUUCUCCCUGAGCGCGCUGUCUACAAUGCGCAUGCUCAGUCUCAUUCUUCUUGGCUGUCGAUGUGGCUGUAGCUUCUUGUUUUUUUAAAAAACCAAACAGUUUAGUACAAUAUAAAGUCGCCAUGGAAGCUUUAUCUUUAUUUGUGUUUUUUAUGGUUAGCUUUGCAGUAGCGGAACAGGAAGAAAGGCUUCCAAAUAAGUGUGAAGUGUGCAAGUUUUUGACAUUAGAGCUUCAGGCAACUUUGGAGAAGAGCGGACGCUCCAAAGAGGUCCUGGAGAUCGGAGAAGUUCUGGACACUGGAAAACGCAAGCGCAAAAUUAAGUACAACACCUCGGAAACAAGAUUAACAGAAGCUGUAGACAAUAUCUGUGAAGGAAUACUGCAGUACAGUGUCCAUGCUGAGAGACCUGGGAGCCUUCGAUAUGCCAAGGGCACUAGCCAGACCAUGAACACACUGAAGAACCUGGUGGAUAAGGGGGUGAGGGUGGAGCUAGGCAUCCCCUAUGAGCUGUGGGAUGAGCCGUCAGUGGAGGUGGCAGACAUGAAGAAACAGUGUGAGACCAUGUUGGAGGAAUAUGAGGAGGUGGUAGAGGACUGGUACUUCAAUCACCAGGAGGAAAGACUGGAGAAGUUCCUGUGCGAAGCUCACGUCUUGAAACAUUCGGAGUCAGAAUGUCUAAACGAGAUAUGGAAAGGAGACAUGGGUGUAAAGGGAUCGACUGUAGAGUCGGAGACCGAGCGAGAGGAAGAUGGUCAAACGCACGACGCAGGAGAACUCUAAAAGUAGAAAUAUGGCUGACAAACUCCGACAGCUGGACUUUUCAGCCUUCCUUGAAAUGAAAAGUUGUCCCAAAAGACCAAUGUACUGGGUGGGAGAAGUGUUUACAGGAACUUUUGGAUGUAUGCUUGUUCUAGUUAAGACUACAGACUUCAUAAUAAUUUACAUGCAGAAUAAAAGCAGCCACUUCAGAAAGAGACAGUGAUAGUGUUUUAGCCAGUAAAGUAUUGAAUCUUAGUGUGGUCACUCGUUUGUAAAGCGGUGACUUUUGUUUGUAAAAUGUUUAUUAUGCAAAGCUGCCAAUAAUGAAGUCACUCCAUGUAUAGUGCCUUUACUUUAGAAACUGCCUCAGUGUUAUGUUCAAGAUCUGAACACACACAAGCCAUAAUGAGGGUUUGUAUUGUCCUCAUUCUUCAUUUGUAUUAUGUGUAUUUUAUGCUUUUGAAUAAAAUAGUUUAUAUUUA
Messenger RNA from Hemibagrus wyckioides, 1281 nucleotides. It is a transcript of the gene cnpy4, whose product is annotated as canopy FGF signaling regulator 4. Lineage: Eukaryota; Metazoa; Chordata; Actinopteri; Siluriformes; Bagridae. The transcript has 6 exons. Gene Ontology annotation, molecular function: signaling receptor binding. The record is from RefSeq and is a predicted model, not a curated record. Gene Ontology annotation, cellular component: endomembrane system. The coding region runs from base 161 to 820 and encodes 219 amino acids.